This is a messenger RNA of Sapajus apella (tufted capuchin), 3675 nucleotides long. RefSeq names its product adaptor related protein complex 1 subunit sigma 2 (gene AP1S2). The transcript has 5 exons. Gene Ontology annotation, molecular function: clathrin-cargo adaptor activity. Lineage: Eukaryota; Metazoa; Chordata; Mammalia; Primates; Cebidae. Gene Ontology annotation, cellular component: AP-1 adaptor complex; intracellular membrane-bounded organelle; membrane coat. The record is from RefSeq and is a predicted model, not a curated record. The coding region runs from base 317 to 799 and encodes 160 amino acids. Gene Ontology annotation, biological process: intracellular protein transport; vesicle-mediated transport.
CGAAGAAGCCUCCAAUCGGCUUCUUUGGACUCAGCGGUCACCUGCGCUGCCUUCGGUGCAGUUGGUGACGGCUGAGCCGCUUCCCGCGCGUCGCGUAACCCGCCCCUCGACUCACCGCAGCCCCGGCUCCUCCCUCGUCCGGCCCCCGGGGCGGGGUCUGUAGGCUCGCCCUCCCCUCUCUGCCUAAGCCUGCCCUCCGCCAGCCGGGUCCCCUCCCCACAGCACCACGGCUUCUCUUCCUCAGCAAGGCGACAGGGGCUUCCCCUUAGCCGCCGCCGCCGGCCAAGCUCCGCCGCGCCCGCGGCCCGCGGCCGCCAUGCAGUUUAUGUUGCUUUUUAGUCGUCAGGGAAAGCUUCGACUGCAAAAAUGGUACGUCCCACUAUCAGACAAAGAGAAGAAAAAGAUCACCAGAGAACUUGUUCAGACCGUUUUAGCACGGAAACCUAAAAUGUGCAGCUUCCUUGAGUGGCGAGAUCUGAAGAUUGUUUACAAAAGAUAUGCUAGUCUGUAUUUUUGCUGUGCUAUUGAGGAUCAAGACAAUGAACUAAUUACCCUGGAAAUAAUUCAUCGUUAUGUGGAAUUACUUGACAAGUAUUUUGGCAGUGUCUGUGAACUAGAUAUCAUCUUUAAUUUUGAGAAGGCUUAUUUUAUUUUGGAUGAGUUUCUUUUGGGAGGGGAAGUUCAGGAAACAUCCAAGAAAAAUGUCCUUAAAGCAAUUGAGCAGGCCGAUCUACUGCAGGAGAAAACAGAGACUAUGUAUCACAGCAAGAGUUUCAUUGGGUAUAAGAAAGCGUACUAGAAUACGUGCCGGAGUACUGACAUGCAUCAAAAUGUAGUAGGAUAUAUAAAUUCAGUUUGUAAUUACAAUUUUGUCAAGUUUGUUAUUUACAUUUAGCAUUACCUGAAAAGUCAAAUUACAUUAAGUCCCAAGGGAUAGUCCCAAUUACUUCAUUAAACUAAUACUUUCAUAGGGAAUUUUGCUUGGAUAAUUAUCCAUUAUUGGGGCUUAUAAUUUAUUUUUUACACAGAAUAUGGAAAUAGGUUCAGAGGUUCAUUGAUACGAAAAGCAUUCAUUAAAUACUGUGAAUCACUAAUGCCAUUGAUAAAGAAGAAUUUCCCUAUGAAAAUGAGAGCUUCUAUAAGAAAAUGAAGUAGUUGGGAGUUUAAUUUCUUAUUAAUAUGAUUUUAACUUGCUGCUUCAUUCCACUAUAAUCUAUUCUGAGUGGGGAGGAAAGGGCAGCUAUCUCUUUAAAAUAUUUAGGAAUUCUUUGAGGAUUAAAAUGUAACUGGCUUUUGUCUUCAGAUACUUUUGUAUUUAACGGUUGUGUAAGUUUAGGGAUUUGUUAGAUAUUUUUUUUGAAACCGUUUACAUGAUUUUGUAGUUCAACAUUUCAGAGCUUCAACUUGAAUAAAUAUUAAAAUGAGGAUACUUUAAAGACACUCAAAUAAGCAAUUUUAAAAUUGCUUUCUGGUGGGGAUAUAAUCCCUUUGAGAGCCUGAAGGGUGAUGUGCCCUCUCCCCAGGAACAUUUGUACAUCAUUUUGUUUCUAAUUUCAGAGAACUCUUGGAGCCCCUAGAAGUCCUUCUGUAGACACUCAAAUCUGUUUGGAGAAUUCGUUAAAAUCUGUCUUGAGGAUUUUUUAAAAAGUAAUAUCCUCAGUCUUAGUCACAUUCUUUGGAUUUUUUGCUUUUGUAGCUAUAAGUAAACUGUUAAAAACCUUCAUUGCUACUUAAAAUACCAGAUGAGUGACUACUUUUCCACUUUUUAUCAGGAAGGAUUUUUCUCUAGGUUCUUUAGUUCAUGUAAUAAAAUUCUGAUGAAUUUAAACACUGGUGGAAGGGGAAUAUUCUAAUUGAAUUUUUGGUCAACUCAUUAUUGACCAGAUGGCUUACACUGAAAAUCUUUUCAUAGUAUUAGUAGUAAAUAUAGUGUUUUAGGAUUUUGUAGAAUUUUUGGAGGAUGUCAGUGAUCCUUUUGACCACUAUAUAUAGUAAAGUUAGAAAAAAAUGAAUCUUAAAUUCUUGGGCAUUGUUUAGAAGUUAAAUAUUCAGCCUUACACCAAAGAACAAAAACAGAAACUUAAGUUUUAGUUAUCUUUACUGUGAACUAAAUGUUCUAGAAAUCUGAUUGUGUCUGUCAGUUUGUAUACUGUGUGUAAGAAUAUAUGCAUUUCUUUUGUAGCCACGUCAUGAAUAUUUUAAUGUCCCUGUGUACUAAAUGACUACCCAUCGAGUAUGCAGAAUUUCACAGAGGAAAUAGAAUGCUGAUAUACAUAUGAAAGAAAAUAUCCUCAGCAUGGUGAUUUAUUAUCUUGCAUAAUUAUAGUAGAAUAUUUCAGAACUAGUACUUUUAUGAUUGUAUUAUUUUCCUGUUCACAUUCCAAACUUUUCUGUUUUAUUUUCAUUCUAUAUGUGAUCUUGAUACAGCUCAUUCCUCUCUGAAACGGAUUUAAUCUCAUCUUGAUAAAAUAUGACCUAGAAGUGUUUUGAGUAAUAUUAAAUCUUAAACACAUACAUAUUAUCAUUAAUGAACCACCUAUGAUUAAUCUUACAAGAGGAAAACAUGACAAUCAUUAAAAUAUUUACCAAAGAAAAUAUAGCUGAAGUGCUAGGUCAAAAUGAGCAGUACCGUAAUACAUAGUAUGGUUUGGUCUUCAAAUAUUGAGGUUAAAAAAAGAAACUAUUUUGUGUGAUUAUCUUACAAUCUGUAUGAGCUAAUGUGUUCUAAUGUAUCACAUAAAAGUAAAUGUGAAAAUAAUACAAGAAACUAAAAUUAAUUUGUGCUAUUAUAUAUUUAAGGUUAAAACAUUCAGUCUUAGGAAAUUUUGUAGUGCCACAUUUAUUGAAUCACACUUGUGCUAUAUAAUAUCAAACAAUCCCUUUAAGAACUUAUUAGAGAGCUAUGUCUGAAAAGUCUGUUCUACAAUAUCUGUUGCUUAACAAUAACUCUUUCAAAGCAUUAAUGCUGAGUUUAUAUAGUUCAAAAAUUGUAAUAUUCACUUUUAAUACCUAAAUACUUAUAUUUUACUAGUGAUGGCAUUCUAAUAUAUUAAGUCCUUCUUUACUUAAUGCUUUGUUAACUGUGGCAUUAUAUUUCUGAAUUUUAAAACCUUUAAUAUUGGUAACUAUUGCAUAUUCUUUUAAUAAAACACACAGCAUAUUUUAUUACAAAAGGAAAACAAUUCAUUGUUUAUAUCUAGAGAGCGUAAAGCCUGAGUUAAGUAAGUUAUUAAACAAUAACUUCACAAGAUGUUCAAACUGAUUUACCACUGAAAGAAGAUGUAUGAAAAUGUAUUUUGACCACAUUUAGCAUUAGGCAGGUAUACAGACAAGAUUUUCCAUUCUUAACAUUCUCACUGUAAUGCACUGCAUUUGAAGCACCUGGAUGUGCUAUCAAAUGGGAAAUUUAGCACCAUACAUUGGAAGCAUUGAAACACAUUGGUCUUUCAUUUCCAUUUUUCCCCUCCAUUCCUCCUCCUGCCCCACAAUAUGUUAUUCAUCUGGUUUUAAUGCUACAUAAAUAUGCAUUGUCUCAUGCCUGUUUGUGUUGGAUGCCUUGUGCUAAGCUGUAACAAAAUGUUGCUUCUUUUGCUAUCUGUAUACAGCUGCUUGCUUUAAAUUAGUAGAUUCUGAAAUAGCUUUCCUUGCAUGUCUAAAAUAAAAGUAUUGCAUGUA